AUGUCCAUUCUAAGUCUUCCUCGCGAACUCCGAGACAUCAUCGUCGACAUUGUCUUAACGUCUACAGUUUCCAUGCCCACCAAACCAGCGGCCACGGAAAAACGAGAUGGACCUACAUCCGGAGCCGAAGAGCACAGGGAAGCCAAGGAAGAAUACACUACCACUAGCCUUCCUCUCCUCCUCGUUAAUCGACAGUUUUACGCUGAGACGAAAGAUGCUAUUGGCAAAUUCUUGGAGGAAGACGAACUGCAGAAUCGGCCUAUAUGGGGAACAAGGAGGAAACGGCGAGAGCUAACCUACAAGUUCGAUAUAAUGCUUGUUAAUGAUACCUACGUGUGGCCGAGCCGAGUUUGCGUUCCAUUUCUGGCUCGACGAGUUGAUAACGUGGACGUGACUAUCCAGGCUUUUGGUACUGCCCCAGUUACAAGGGAAACCCUUUCAGGUGUGAAUGCGUUCAAAAGUGAUAUGGGUGCAACAGAGGUUCAAUGGUCCUUCUACCGCCUGUUAGUAUAUCUUCUCAGACAUGGCCCUCGAAGGGAAAUGUGGACUCAAAGAAGACCGCUUCAAAACAAAAGCAUCAAAGGAGGAUUACGGCCAACCAGUCCAAAUAACAACACGGCCAUUGGUGUCCUAACGAUAGACUUUCAGAAAUCUACAGAUAACAUCGCAACCGAUGAUAUAUUUGACAACUGGACCGAAUCCGAGGAGUACUAUUCAUUUGCAGAAUGGAAAUCAUGCCGAGGCAACCCAUUUCAAGAGAAAGGCUGGGAAGACGUUCACCGCAUAGUCGUUCGUCCCCAGUGGCUGAAGCGCUAUUUAGUCUCGCGCCUCAUGUACAUGUUGAGUAUGAACUACCAUGCCGCCGAAUAUAGCUCUAUCCUAUACGAAACGAUUGGGAGCAUAAAGAUUUUGCUUGAUGGGGUUUUUCAAACGGAGGUACAUCUUGCUGAGAAACUGGCAGCCUUGAGGUAUGAUAAUGCAACGGAUACAUUUGGACACUUACAGAGAGAGGACCGGUUGGAUGCAUUUUGGAAGUGGAAAAGGGAAGCUCUGAGGCUGCGAAGGGAACGGGGCUUGCCUGUUAUUUAUCCAACGGACCCUGAGCUCGAGGAUAUUCCACCCACUGUUUGA
Molecule: messenger RNA, 1131 nt
Organism: Arthroderma uncinatum
Lineage: Eukaryota; Fungi; Ascomycota; Eurotiomycetes; Onygenales; Arthrodermataceae
Exons: 1
Coding region: 1-1131 (376 amino acids)
Source: RefSeq, a predicted model, not a curated record